This is a messenger RNA of Jatropha curcas, 1022 nucleotides long. RefSeq lists its product as uncharacterized. Lineage: Eukaryota; Viridiplantae; Streptophyta; Magnoliopsida; Malpighiales; Euphorbiaceae. The record is from RefSeq and is a predicted model, not a curated record.
CAAAACUUCCUUCUCUCUAAACAUUCACUCUCACUCUCUCUCUCUCUCUCUCUCUCUCUUAAAGAAGCAAACAAGAAAAAGAAAAUCUCUAUCAAGAAAAAGAAAACAAGAAAAAAAAAAAAAACUCUAAUGGAGAUGGAGGCAAGCACCACAGAAGUAGGCAAGAAACUAUGGCAUAUAGUACGUGUAGUAUUUUUCAUGCUAAGAAAAGGAAUAUCAAAGAGCAGAAUAAUGCUGGACCUCCAUUUGAUGCUUAAACGAGGUAAUAAGAUAGCAGGAAAAGCCAUAGGCAAUCUCAUCUACCAUCACAACAACUCUUCUUUCAGUUGCCGUUCUAAUGAUGCUCUUAACUUCAUAUCUCCACGUGAAUAUGAAUUCAGUUGCAGUAAUAGCCCUGCUUUUUACCCUUUUAGCACUCACAAACGCAAAAACCACCACUUCCAUUUGGCCAAGUCUUACAAAUACGACGACGCAACAACCGUCGCGGCGGUGCAGAAGGUGUUAGGAAUGUUUAACAACGAGGUUGCACCCGAGGCGGCUUCGCCUAUGGUGUUGCCAGGCUUUGGUAAGAGUCCGAUGGUUAGACAGUUGAGAAUAACUGACUCACCUUUUCCGAUAAAGGACGACGGUGACAGUCAGGUGGAUAAAGCCGCGGAGGAGUUCAUUAAAAAGUUUUAUAAGGAUUUGAAGUUGCAAAGAACUAGUUCUGCUUUCGAGUCACCGUACCAUGGAAUGUGGGUUAGAUGAUGAUCAGUAUUGGGUCAUGACUGUCCUCCUACAAUUUCUGGUUUAAGCUUGCAUGUAAUGCAAUCCUCAAAGGCAAGUUGAUCGAGCAAGAUUUAAUUAUAAUUAACUAGCUAUAUUUGUCAGAUUAUUACAUAUAAGAUCACGUGAUUAACAUGUUAAUUACUGUAUGUAUAUGGAUCACGUGACAUAUUUUUUAUGACAAAUAUAGCUGGUUAAUUAAUUAAUUACAUGAGAGAUGAUGAUUAAGUGAAGGUGUAAGACUUGUGCUUUUUUUU